Homarus americanus (American lobster) is the source of this 5930-nucleotide messenger RNA. It is a transcript of the gene Nnp-1, whose product is annotated as ribosomal RNA processing protein 1 homolog. Gene Ontology annotation, cellular component: preribosome, large subunit precursor; preribosome, small subunit precursor; nucleus. The transcript has 9 exons. Bases 10 to 3042 code for a protein of 1010 amino acids. The record is from RefSeq and is a predicted model, not a curated record. Gene Ontology annotation, biological process: rRNA processing. NCBI's taxonomy places the organism in Eukaryota, Metazoa, Arthropoda, Malacostraca, Decapoda, Nephropidae.
UCACCCAGCAUGGCUCCAGCAGCGAUGGCAGGCCCGGCCAGCGUGGGCAGCAUGAUGGAGAGAUUAUUUGCCCAACGCCUUGCCGACAACGAGAAGAAAGUUAGAGACAAAACACUAAAGAAACUAAAGAAAUAUUUAUCAGUGAGGUCGAGUUCUGGACGUGGUUUUUCUGAUGAUGAUGCACUGAAGAUAUGGAAGGGCCUCUUCUACUGUAUGUACAUGGCAGACAAACCUCUCGUCCAGGAGGAAUUGGCCGAAGACAUAAGCAGCUUCUUCCACGUCUUCAACAACGAGAAGGACUGUCUGUGUUUCAUUAAAGCGUCUUUUGUCACGUUUACUCGUGAAUGGAAUGGAAUUGACAUUUUCCGUAUUGAUAAAUUUUUGAUGUUUAUACGGAAGGUGCUGCGGCAAGUGUUCGUUUAUUUACGCGAUCGGAAAUGGUCUCUAAUUGCCGUGACCUUCUUCGUCAGAGUUCUGGAGACGACUAUGAUCUGCCCCGACGAUGAGAUCAAUGAGACUCCCAUGGGACUGAAGCUUCAUCUGUGUGACAUCAUUCUGGAGGAGCUGGCAAAGAUCGGCGGAGAGAAGCUGGAGCACCGGAUUAUCCUCAUAUUCUUACAGCCAUAUUUCAAGGUCUUGGCCUUGUCCAAACAGAAAGUAUAUUUGAAUCGCGUCACCGAGGGAAUCAUUCAUCAUCUGAUGCGCCAAAGCAUCGUGGGAGUUAAACACGACGAGGGUCUGGAUGAUGGAGAGGCAGACAUGGAGGUUGAUGAUGGGAGUGAGGAGGAAGAGGAGGAUGUCGUUCUGGACCCAAGGGCAGGACAUGUGGACGCUUAUAUACCUCAACUCAAGCCUGAUUUUAAUUUAUUAGCUGAUGCACUUCAGAGCGUAGGAGCCGUAGCAAAAGUGCGUAAGGUGAAUCGUCAACGAAUCUACAGACUAGCAAGUCAACUCCGGGAUGUGGGACAAGGGUUUUAUCCCCUGGCUGUCCCAACGGAAUUUGUAGAUGACAACGUCGAAGUUCCUGAUAGUGAAGUGGAGAAGGCAAUGGAGAGGCUGCAGAAAUUUCAGGAAAACUUGGGGAAAUCUAAUCAAGUGGAAGAUGAUGAGGAAGACAUAGACCUGAGAAUCACCAAGAAGAGUUACUCUAAAAAGAAAAAGUUAUCUAAGAAAAAGAAAUUACUGGCUGCCAAGAAAGCUGAGAAACGGGGGAGAAAACGUCUCUCAAGAAAGGAGAGGAAGGUUUUGGAUAAGCGUGAGAGAGGAUUGGCCCUAAAGAGGAAACAAGCUGUAGAAGACAAACUGAAACUUGUGGCAAAAGCAGCUGGUAUACCUAAGAAUGUCAUCACCGCCAGUAGUCCAGCCACUGUAGAAAAAAUAUCAAAAGGGGGAGUUGUGCAGGGUUUUGCAGUGUCUCCCGUAACCCAGAAGGCUAAACAACCAAGUGCCACAUCCUCGGUUGAAGAAAAUGGCUUCGAGGUAGAAUCCACAAAAUCGUUACAUCCUGGAAAGAAAAGAAAGAACACAGAAAUAAUAACUAAACCCUUCAAGAAAAAAAAAUCUUCAUUCACCGUCACUGAUUUCAAAUCGCCAUCCAGAGUCAGAACCGGUGGUGAAAAAUCCUCGAUAGACAAGGGAACAAAUGAGGCCUUAUUAAAAACAGAAGCUAGAAAAUUCAAUGCAGGACAGACAAAGAAACAUUCAGAUAAUAAAUUCUCACAAGGUGAAGAGAAGAAGUGUAGUACAGGGAUGAGCAAUGACAACGCUUCCAAGAACAUGAAUUUAGGCCAGAACACGUCAUCUAAAGAAGGCGGCAUAUCUACGAACCCCAAAGCUAGUGAGAAAUCUGCUAGUGAACUUUCAGAAAGUGUCGGUAAAAAUACUGUGCCUGCAAUACCCUGUGCUACUAAUGGCGAAUCACCUCUUUUUCUUAGCAGUGACAAAACAGUGACUGAAAGAAUAGCAACACCUGGUAAGAAUAAGACAGUGACUCAAACAUUAGGAACACCUGGUAAGAAUAAGAAGAUUGUGACUCAAACAUUAGUAACACCUGGUAAGAAUAAGACAGGAACUCAAACAUUAGCAACACCUGGUAAGAAUAAGAAGACAGUGACUCAAACACCUGGUGAGAAUAAGACAGUGACUCAAAUUUUAACAACACCUGGUAAGAAUAAGAAGACAGUGACUCAAACACCUGGUAAGAAUAAGACAGUGACUCAAACACCUGGUGAGAAUAAGACAGUGACUCAAACAUUAACAACACCUGGUAAGAAUAACAAGACAGUGACUCAAACACCUGGUGAGAAUAAGACAGUGACUCAGAUUUUAACAACACGUGGUAAGAAUAAGAAGACAGUGACUCCAACACCUGGUGAGAAUAAGACAGUGACUCAAAUUUUAACAACACGUGGUAAGAAUAAGAAGACAGUGACUCAAACACCUGGUGAGAAUAAGACAGUGACUCAAACAUUAACAACACCUGGUAAGACUAAGAAGACGGUGACUCAAACAUCAACACCUGAUAUGGACGUCAAAGCCACAGCACCCAACAACGCGUCGUCGCCCGAAAGUAACUCGACGGGUGACACAAGUCUAGUGCUUAAUUUUUCAGACACCAACCAACAGAAAGGAUUUGAAGACGAUACAAAAUCCAGCCAGAAAUCUCCUUGGGAUGAACCCUUGCAGGACGGAGAAUUUGAAAUCUUCGUCAGGAGCAAGAGACAGAUGAAGAGGGAUAAACACGAGAAACUCCAAAAGGCCAAAAAGAAAUUGUCCAAAAAAGGUUGUGAGAAGGCGCGCACAAUAAGCAUUAAUCUGAGGGAGAAUAAAGAACACGAUUAUAGUGAUUAUGCGCGUACCCUGAAAGCCAGUCCGAGCAUUCCUUUUAAUGCCAGCUUACAGCCAAAGGCCCCGGUACUUAAGCCAUCUCCAUCCCCAAUCUUAGUGAGGAAGCCCCUACUAAAGAAGAUAAAGUCAAUGGCAUCAUCUGCAUCCCCAAAGUUUAGACGAGGCAAGAGGCCAAUAGCAAUGGACUUUUUCUAAUUCAUGAUCAUUAGUACUAACUUUGUCCCAGGCCAAACAAGAUCACCACCAUUACCAGCAUAAACCCCUGGCUUGUGGGGAGUUGUGUUUACUUCCACAGAUUGUGUAGGUAUGGUAGGUAUAGAGACAUCACUUAUAAUUUGUCACUUUUAUGUUUAGGUAUCAAGGCAUCAUUUAUGUCAUCUUGCAUCAAGUGUAUAGUGUUAUUGAGAUUCACAGGAACUGAAAAAUGGUAUUCAUCCUGGAGUCCAAAAUAAUUUAAUAACCUUCAUUUUAAAAAAAAAAAAAAUGACAUAUGAUUGUCGAUCCUCAUUCUUAUUUCAUUCCCCCUUUUUUUUUUUUCCUCUAAAUCUGGCCACCUUCCUAGUGUCACAACCCCAGGAUACAGUACCACACUUUUGUAGGUCCUGGAGGUAAAGUCGCCUGCACUUUAUACCUGGUACAAUGGCUGGUGCAUUUUGUGAGAUGUGGCAACUCUGUAUUUGUUUACAUGGUAUUAAAACUCCAGGAACGUCGCAAUAGUAGCCAUACUAAUGAUGUUAUAUAAGCAUUCCACAGCGUUGCCACAUAUAAUACAGUAAUAUGCACCAACCACUUUACCAGGUAUAAGUGUGGGUGACUGUACAUAUGUCGUUGAAUGAAAAUUUCCGUCAUAACGUAGAAAAUCUCAAUUAUACGUCAUCAUACAGUAUUGUAUCUUUGCAUAUGCACAGUACUGACAUUAUUAUUUUAAUAACUGAUGUAUUGUACCUAUAUACUUACAUAAUUUUAACUUGACAUUCAUCUUUCAGUCCUAGGUUUAAGCUUCAUAUAGGGCAUUGUACUUGCAUCCGAGGCGUUUACAAUAGCAAGAACGUAUCGCCAGGUUUCUCAUUUUCCCAUGUCAGUCCACAGCUCCAACAUUCCUCUAUCAGAUGGCAGGCAAUGUGGAUACGCUUCCAACAUGGUGCAGUCAAUUCCCGUAACAACUCAAGGGGCAGAAAUCAUGCAGUAUAGCCUAAAAAUUGAGCCAAGUUGAGAUAUUCAGACAUAUGCUCUUGCUAUUCUAUGUCCCUCAUCUGUUUUAAAGUGAAUUUUUAUUUAUUUUCAUCCUGAAGAGUUGAAGUAAUACCAAAUGUUAGAGUAUUUGUCAUGGAUACAUUUCAAAACGAUUAGUGUUAAAUAAGGAGAUGGUAGACUAAUUUUGUACGUGUGUGCGCUUGUUGAAAACUUUGCCAAUUUCGGUGCCAGCCACUUUCAUUAUCCAUAAUAACUUUGUAAAUGUGAUUCAAUAUUCUGUUGAUAAUAUUGAAAUAAAAUGAACGUUCAAUUAGUCUUACCAAUUUUGUAUAUAUUCUGGGAAAUUGACCACCAGUUUACCUGUAGUACUUGUUCGUCUAUUUAAACUAGGGAUGCAUUCCUGGAAGUGUGUAUUGUACUACUUUAUGUUAAAUCCCCAUGAAACAAACUCUCUUCUACUUGAUGAGAGGAUAUGUUCCAGAGCUAAUUAUACCCUUAAAAUUCUCAUUGAUUCAAACUUAAAAUGGUAAGAAUUAACAUUAAAAUAUCGUCACUUUUUUCUAGCAGGCUUUUCAUUUAUUGCCUUGGCUAUCAGUGAAGGUGGCUUUAAUUUUCUCUGCAUUUCUUUUAAAUUAUAUGAAUAAUUCACUUGUUCACUUUAAAAGCACGACCAAGUACUGUCACUGACUCCCAACUUAAUUCAUCUUUAUGAUUUUGUGCAAGACAACAUAACACAAUGGGCGAGGGGGUUUGACAACCCUACCGAGACAACAGGGGUCAAGGUGGCGGCACACUGGGCACUUUUCCUCUCAACACAGUCUGGCCACCAAAACAGACAUUUUCGUCACACUGAGAAUUCCUGUUGUGGUUCUGGGGCGAUGUUCCUUCCACUUUGUCUUUCUUCAGGGGUUUUUGCUGAAGUGCUCAUGUCUGUGGUCCCACAGAAUAGGGUAAUCCCUAGAGCUCUCCAUUAAUUGGUGCUGCUCUCCACAACUCUACAUAACCUUCCUAGAAGACAAAGUGGCAGUGGCUGGCUGGUCAAAGAAGACCCUGAAUAAUGAUUUAAUAAUACUACAGAGGUUUUAAAGUAAUGAAUAAAUAGAAACGUGUCACUUUUAUGUGAUAUAUUUCAAAUUAAUAUCGUUUCAUGAUUUACAUAUUUCAAUUUUUACAUAAGUAUUCAGCAAUAAUCCGGCCAGCAAAGGUCAUCGCUGGAAUCCUGCCGCUUGCUGGGCCGUCAGGUCAGUGGUCUGUGAAAACAGCCAACAUGUUGGGAGGAAAGUGGCCAGUGUGCCACCGCCUUUACAGUGUUCAUUUUUAUAUUCAUAGGGCCCUUCUGUAAAGAUACCUAUUGGGGUGAGUGUACUGUACCUGUAAAUGUGUACCUAACAUUACUUUUGAGGGAGAUAAAGGUAGUCAAGUAUAAUACUGGCUGUUCUUGUGUACUGAAAGCUCGUUAGGAACGGUAUACACCGUUCCUAAUGAGCCUUUAGGAACAACAUUCACCUUCACUGUACAUUAUUUUAUGUAUCUUAUAUAAAGGAGAACUGCCUUUAAAACCAUAUCUGAAAACAUUUGUUGAUUUUCCAUAAACAUUACAGUAAUGUACUAGUGCUAACUGCUUUUGAUUCAGACUGGGCUUUGGUUAAUUUGUCCACCACAAUGUAAUGCAAACUUCUUAGUUAUAAUUUGUUACAUUUGUACAUAAUAUAAAUCGAGAAAUACUAGAUUUUUUUUCAAUGUAGUAAAAUCAUGGUUAGGAGAGUACAAAGAAUCAUGAAAUUUGGCAAUGUUUAAUAUUCAUCUUUGUUGGAAAAUAUUAUUGCUGCGUGAGUGAAUGGUGUAAGUAUUUUUGUACAAUUGUUAAAUAUAAUUAUGUGAGUAAUUAA